GAAAUCAGCGUGGUAAACAGACACCCAUAAGUCCUCUAAAGAGUACGUUAUUUAUUGGUUUACUUGUCUAUUCUUUUUUUAUACUAAUAAAGAUCAAAUACCUAUCCCAAGGCCACGUCUGUCCCAAGCUGGAAAAGCCAUAGCUCAGAUUAUGCUCCUUGAAGCCUGGUUUCUGGAAAGGGGUCGAAAUCUCCAAGGCAUGCCAAAGCCUGCCAAUCGCCGGUUGGGUCAAAAGCUGAUGAGCGAUUUUGAUUGAGUUUUGAGACAAGCAAGCUAGUUGAAAGACUCUCAUUCCGUCAUGAUGCUCUUCUCUUCAGCAGAAGAAGGAGAGAAGGGGCUCUUCAGUGGCUUAUUUCCUUCACGGUGAUUGAAAGACGGACGUGGGGGCUAUCACUUUCUUUUCAACGCUUCAACCUGCUUCAUCUAUCGUUAGGGCUCGGUGAGAAUCUUACCUACCUUCCUUUUCCCCUGUUGUCUUGUCUAGCUUUAAAAUAGAACUUCUCUAGCGCCUCAAAGAAAAAGGGCUCCGUAACUCCUUUCACACUAAGCUAAUUCAAGUGCACUAAGCAAAAUGAACCCUAAAGCUUCAGCUGCUAUCCGUGACAAGGUGGUAUCAGAGCCUUGCUUCGAGGAAGCCUGGUUCGAGCUUGGUUCGUGGGAGCGAGACUACUUGUGGGCAAGCAUGUCUGGCAUGACUGAGGAAGUUGCUAUCAACAUGUAGGGAAGGGGAAUCCCAACCUCCUCAGCAGGGAAGCAAGAAGGGACGAGGUCAUAGUAAGUGCUGAGGACCUUGCUUGCUAGUCUAUCUGUGAAAGUAAGUUUCUGCAUUGGAGGCUGAACAUCUACGAGCCAGCCGUCUUCAAGACAUUACGUGAGAAGGAGAAAUGCUGGUAGUACCUCUUCACAAGAGGAUCAGACCAGAUCCAAAAUAGCGUAUGAAAUGAUUAUGGUCUAUCUAGUACAGUAUGAUCGAUCAAGUCAUUCAGUAAAGUCUCUUAGCUAGUAUGGAAUUCUAUCUAUUAGCGGGUCGGUGACGGUAGAUUGAUCCUGAGAAAUGAGUUCUUUCCUUUGUGCAUCUUUCUUUCUUUUCCCAUGUCUUUCUUGGUUGGUAAACCCAACUGGCGAUUUACAACAAACAAUCUAUAGUCAAACAUAAGUCCUGCGGGCUUGCUUUUAACCAUACCUGGUUCAGUCUGUAUGGAGGGAAUCAUUUUUUCUCAAUCAAGACCAUGUCAGAGAUUUUUGUGCUUGGCUUUUGCUUCUGUUUUUACGUAAGCGUAAACACUUGGCACGCUUAUAGGAUUAUCCAGAUAAAUGAAAGAUUACAGAAGCCCAUGACAUUUAAAAUAACUUGGAAAGACGGGUUGGUGAUAACCCCGUGGGAACGGCCUAUUGGUCCCACCCACGGCCCAUCUGACCCUUCUUCGCCUUCGGGUUCUCCAGUUAAGGAUGCCCUGGAUCUAGCGCAAGAUGUUCCCCACAGCCCCCUUGAUCAAUUUGCCAUUAAGUCAUUUCUUGAUAUGAGGGUAGGAUACUUGUAUAUCUCAUUCACAAAUCCCGCUUUCUUUAUGCUGCUAACUCUCGGUUUGGUCUUCCUGCUGUUUCAUUUGGUUACUAAAAAGGGCGGAGGAAAGUCAGUACCAAAUGCUUGGCAAUCCUUGGUAGAGCUUAUUUAUGAUUUCGUGCCGAACCUGGUAAACGAACAAAUAGGUGGUCUUUCCGGAAAUGUGAAACAAAAGUUUUUCCCUUGCAUCUCGGUCACUUUUACUUUUUCGUUAUUUUGUAAUCUCCAGGGUAUGAUACCUUAUAGCUUCACAGUUACAAGUCAUUUUCUCAUUACUUUGGGUCUCUCAUUUUCCAUUUUUAUUGGCAUUACUCUAGUGGGAUUUCAAAGAAAUGGGCUUCAUUUUUUAAGCUUCUCAUUACCCGCAGGAGUCCCACUGCCGUUAGCACCUUUUUUAGUACUCCUUGAGCUAAUCCCUCAUAGUUUUCGCGCAUUAAGCUCAGGAAUACGUUUAUUUGCUAAUAUGAUGGCCGGUCAUAGUUCAGUAAAGAUUUUAAGUGGGUCCGCUUGGACUAUGCUAUGUAUGAAUGAUCUUUUCUAUUUCAUAGGAGAUCUUG
Molecule: messenger RNA, 2121 nt
Organism: Arachis duranensis
Lineage: Eukaryota; Viridiplantae; Streptophyta; Magnoliopsida; Fabales; Fabaceae
Product: ATP synthase subunit a
Biological process (GO): proton motive force-driven ATP synthesis
Molecular function (GO): proton transmembrane transporter activity
Source: RefSeq, a predicted model, not a curated record